CAGCUGCACCAGCUGCUCGCCUGGCCGCGUCAGAGCCGCGAAGCUCCGCAGGAACAGAAAAGUUUUUAGGAAAAGAAACAAACAAACCCAGGAGGAGGAGGAGGAGGUGGGAUGGUGAGCGGAGUCAGCAGCGGCCGGCGGCGGGCGGGCGGCUGACGGGCGGCCGGCAGGAGCGGCUCCAGGCUGCGUGUCUGAAGCAGGAAGACUCGCAUGAAAACAGGAUGAACCAGCCCGGCUUCUGCCAUCAUGGCCGCCGCGAAGCUGCGAACUAACGAGCCAGGUGUGGCAGGAGGUCCGGGCCGGGCGCCGCCGCAGAGCCGCGGCCCGCCGGGCGACGCAUGGAAGCGGCACAUCAUCCGGCAGCUGAAGCGCCGAGACCAGCGGCAGCACGCCAUGUUCCAGGACCUCAUCCGCGUCUACACCCACCUGUUGGAGAAGACCACCAUGGCUAAAGGGAUUUUAGGAUGCACUGUCAGGCCUCCCUCAGCUGAUCGCAGUGGCUCCAUGUCUGUCCUGCUCAGCCAGAACAACGAGCUCAAGAAAAUCACCGGAGAGCUGGCCUAUCAGGUGGUGGAGCUGCAGCAGCAGAUUAAGAUCAGGCAGGUGUGUGUGGAGGAGCGGUGUUCCAGGGUGCUGGAGGCGGAGCAGCGGCUGGCGGGCGUGGCGGCGGAGCGGCAGGCCCUGCAGGCCCGGGUGGAGCAGGUGCAGGAGGGGAACAGCGCCCUCAAGAGGCAGUACGACGGCCUGCUGGAGCAGCACCACGCUCUGGAGCAGCGCUGCAGGGAGGAGACGCUGCGAGGAGGCCAGCUGCUGGAGGACAUGAUCCACUGGAAGCAGCAGGCCGCCGAGCGCAUGAACAGCCACAACGAGAGGAGGUCCAGAGCGCGGGAGGCCAGCCUGCAGAGGGAGCUCCAGACGGCGGCCAGGAGGAACGUCAGCAUCGACGUGUCUGCAGGCUCCAGCUCGCUCAGCGCCCCGGCCUCCAGGUCGGCCUCGCCCAGGAACGAAGCCCCGGAGCCGCCGGAGAGACGCCACGCUCGCCUCUUCAGGUCGGCCUCGGCGACGUCGCCGCGGAUUCUCACGUCCAUCAAGGAGCUGUUUGAGAGGAAGAGGCGUGGUAACUCGGUGUGCAGUGUGGAGGAGGAUCGGUACUCUCCUGUGGGAAUCUGUGUGGCUGCCAGAGUGCCUGCCAGAGCGCUGCAAGUCCUGGACGCCCAUGAGCAAGGCAUCAACGCGGUGAAGUUCAGCUGCAGCUCCGACCUGCUGGCCACCGGCGGGACGGACCGGGUCAUCAAGCUGUGGGACGUCCGAGCAGGCCAGCUGACCUACAGAGGGACACUAGAUGGCAGCACUGAGGGCAUCACCAGUGUCGAGUUCGACCCCACAGGGAUGAGGAUUCUCGCUGCGUCGUACGACAAGUCGGCGUUGCUGUGGCGGCUGGACGACCCUGUUCCCAAGCUGACCCUGACGGGUCACAGCAGGAAGGUGACGGCGGCCCGGUUCAGCAGCAGUGUGCGUCAGGUGGUGACGGGCAGCGCCGACCGGACCGUCCGGCUGUGGGAUCUGCAGCGAGCCGCCUGUAAGUGA
Messenger RNA from Myripristis murdjan (pinecone soldierfish), 1587 nucleotides. It is a transcript of the gene atg16l2, whose product is annotated as ATG16 autophagy related 16-like 2 (S. cerevisiae). The record is from RefSeq and is a predicted model, not a curated record. The transcript has 13 exons. Gene Ontology annotation, molecular function: protein binding. Gene Ontology annotation, biological process: autophagosome assembly. The coding region runs from base 247 to 1587 and encodes 446 amino acids. Lineage: Eukaryota; Metazoa; Chordata; Actinopteri; Holocentriformes; Holocentridae.